GCCGUUAAAAGCCAGUUGACGUCGGCUAGCUAACGUUAGCUGUCAGCCAGGUUCAGUCAUUGUGCAGGAUGGAGGUGACACGCCAAAAUUUUAAAGACAGUUUAAAGACGGUUUACAGUGCGAUAGAAGAGGCUGACUUCCUUGCCAUCGAUGGAGAAUUUUCAGGGAUAAGUGACGGUCCUAAUGUGAGUGCACUUACCAAUGGACUGGACACACCAGAGGAGAGAUACACAAAGCUUAAAAAGCACUCAAUGGACUUUCUGCUGUUCCAGUUCGGCAUAUGCACAUUCACUUACGACCAGGCAAAGUCAAAGUAUAUCAUAAAGCCUUUUAAUUUUUAUGUAUUCCCAAAACCGUUCAACAGGACGUCCCCUGACCUAAAGUUCAUCUGUCAGAGUUCCAGCAUCGACUUCCUGGCCAGUCAGGGGUUUGACUUCAACAAGGUGUUCUGUCAUGGAAUCCCGUACCUAAACAAGGAGGAGGAGGCGCAGCUGAGGGAGCAGACAGAGGAGAGGAGGAACCAACAAGCCAACGGUAUCAAUAAUCAAUCCUUCACCUCCCCGUCCUCCAAAGGCCCAGCACACGUACCUCAGGAACACAAAGACUACAUCAACAGGGUGAUAGCGAAGGUGGAGGGUCUCUUCACGAGCUCAGAGAAGACUUUGGACCUGGAGCCAUGCACUGGGUUUCAGAGAAAGCUGAUCUACCAGACGCUGAACUGGAAGUUUCCCAAGGGGCUUCAUGUAGAAACUGUAGAAACAGAAAAGAAGGAACGGUUCAUCCAGGUCUGCAAAGUAGAUGAUGAAGAGAGGAAGAGGAGGGAACAGCAGAAACUGGAGAGGGAGCAGGAGGAGGUAAACGACGCCGUUGGCUUCUCCAGGGUCAUCCACGCCAUCUCCAAAUCUGGUAAACUCGUGGUUGGCCACAACAUGCUGUUAGAUGUGAUGCACACCAUCCAGCAGUUCUACCUCCCUCUGCCAGAGGAUCUUCCAGACUUUAAAGAGGUCACCAUGUGUGUGUUCCCGAGACUCCUGGACACAAAGUUGAUGGCGUCCACUCAGCCGUUUAAGGUAAAUGAUCUGAUGAACAACAUAAACUACCACAGUAUCAUCUGCAUAAAAACUGGAAAGCACCUUGCCAAGUCCGAGACAAACCGAACGCCUCCUGCCAAGUGA
Molecule: messenger RNA, 1175 nt
Organism: Notothenia coriiceps (black rockcod)
Lineage: Eukaryota; Metazoa; Chordata; Actinopteri; Perciformes; Nototheniidae
Product: poly(A)-specific ribonuclease PARN
Exons: 17
Coding region: 69-1175 (368 amino acids)
Biological process (GO): nuclear-transcribed mRNA poly(A) tail shortening; priRNA 3'-end processing; siRNA 3'-end processing
Cellular component (GO): nucleus
Molecular function (GO): 3'-5'-RNA exonuclease activity; RNA binding
Source: RefSeq, a predicted model, not a curated record